Messenger RNA from Photinus pyralis (common eastern firefly), 1026 nucleotides. Its product is annotated as leucine-rich repeat-containing G-protein coupled receptor 6-like. NCBI's taxonomy places the organism in Eukaryota, Metazoa, Arthropoda, Insecta, Coleoptera, Lampyridae. The record is from RefSeq and is a predicted model, not a curated record. The coding region runs from base 1 to 1026 and encodes 341 amino acids. Gene Ontology annotation, molecular function: protein binding. The transcript has a single exon.
AUGAUCAAAUCUUGCUUGUUACUGUGGUUCUUGCUAAAAAUUUCGAUCCAGUGUGUAGUGCCUAGUUUCAAAAACAACAUAAUAGAGGUAAAUUUUCAAAAUCAAACAAUAAGUGGUUGUAUAUCACCGGACACCAUUGGAUUUGAAGGUACAAUUUCCGAAAUAGAAGUAAAAAAUCAAGAUAUUCAAGAUUUAAAUUACGGUGCAGUUCAGAGAAUUUCAAGCAAAUUUCGUAUCGACUUCGUCAGUACCAACAUCGAUAUUAUAAGAGCAGGAGCCUUUUUGGAUCUUCCCAAAGUUAAUGUAAUAUCUUUCAUGAGCAACGAACUUUCCUGGAUCAGUGAAAAUGCAUUUCAAGAUUUGCCUUCGUUAAAUCUAUUGUACCUCAACUAUAAUAAGAUCGCCGAUGUGUCGCCGCGUGCCUUUAAUAACCUUCCAAACUUACAGACAGUCACUUUUAUCGGAAACAAUUUGGAAAAUUUUGACCAAUCGUGGUUUUAUAAAACGCCACGUCUUCUAUCCUUAAGAUUGGAACAGAAUCGCUUGCGUAAUAUUCCACGAAGUGCCUUUAUCAACCUACCGUCUAUUGGGUACCUAUGGAUUAAUACAAAUGAAAUAGAGUUCGUCGACAAAGAGGCUUUUAAAGGAUUAAGAAAUUUGCAACUUUUGGAUUUGUCUGAGAACAAAUUGAGACGUUUUAACUUUAAUUUCUACACCCCUUCGAAAUUGAUGGAUCUUUCCAUUAAUAAUAAUAACAUAACGUACAUAUCUGAUGAAAUGCUGGACAUAAUACGAACUAAGUUAUUGGUACUUGAAGUAACCGAUAAUCCUUUGCAGUGUGCAUGCCUGGAUAAAAUAAUACAGUGGAGUGACGCCUUUAAUAUAAGUAUUCCACAGAGGAAAUUGCCAGAGUCCGGCGUCGUUUGUACAGUUCCAAAGACAAAACCAAGCCAGUGUCUUGAAAGAAGUGAUGAUGAUUUCCAUAAGGGAUUCUGGGUUAGUUUUCCACGUGAACGCACACGAUGA